UUUUUUUUUGUAUGUGGCAUUAUUACCCGUUCUAAUACCAUGCAUGCUUGAAAAAGACUGUCGUAAUUGUAUUGACAAAGCCAGACAAUUAAGGCUGGGUAAAGGUGGUGGCGAAGCACUUACUGAGUACUUCAAGAGGAUGAGGUUGCAGAAUGAUGGUUUUGUCUAUGUGAUUGAUGUCGAUGAAGAGCUGAGGUUGAGAAAUGUGUUAUGGGCUGACGCACGGAGUAGAGCAGCGUACAAGUAUUUCGGAGAUGUGAUCACCUUCGAUACGACAUACCUGACAAAUAGAUACGGUAUGCCAUUUGCUCCAUUUGUUGGGGUAAAUCAUCAUGGACAGUCUAUAUUGUUAUGGGCUGGUUUGAUUUCAAGCGAAGACACAAGUACUUUUGUAUGGUUGUUUCGGGCAUGGUUGGAGUGCAUGGAUGGUCGCGCUCUAAAAACGAUCAUAACAGACCAAGACCGAGCAAUGAAGAGUGCUAUUGCAGUGGUCUUCCCACACACUCGCCAUAGAUAUUGUCUAUGACAUAUAAUGCGAAAACUGCCUGAGAAAUUGGGAUCUCACGCUGCCUUCAAUGUAGGGUUGAAAACUGCCAUCCAAAAUGCCCUAUAUGAUUCACAGACAUGUGGUGAAUUUGAGGAGAAGUGGAGGCAAUUUAUUAAGAAGUAUGACUUAGGUGAAAAUGCAUGGCUGCAAGGGUUGUACAAUGAGAGGUCGUUUUGGGUACCGGUUUACCUUAAGGAAGUUUUUUGGGCAGGCAUGAGCACCACACAGCGUUCUGAAAGCAUGAAUGCUUUUUUCGAUGGUUUUGUGCAUUCUGGUACAACGUUGAAAGAAUUCGUCGAUCAAUUUGACAAUGCACUGCAGAAGAAGGUAGAGCUCGAGACGACCGCUGAUUUCAAUUCGUCCAACCAAACCAUCCCAUGUUCCUCCGCAUUCCGCAUUGAAAAGCAGUUUCAAGCCGUGUAUACGAAUGCAAAAUUUAAAGAAGUCCAAAGAGAGGUGUGGGGAAUGAUUUUAUGUAACUGCAUACUUAUCAGCAAGGAAGGUUGCAUUUCCACCUACGAUGUUUUAGAUGAAAUUACCACUGAUGAUGACCAUGUCAAGAGCAUCAAGUACACAGUUUACUUUAACAAUGAGGAGGUUGAUGUGAAAUGCACCUGUGCGUUGUUUGAGAUGAGAGGAAUUGUCUAUAGACAUGCAUUGAACGUUUGUCAGAUGAAUAAGAUUCAUGCGCUACCGGAGAAGUAUGUCUUGGAUCGAUGGAGGAAUGAUUUAAAGAGAAGAUACACAAUGGUAAAAAGUAGCUACGAUGACUUACGGCAAAAUGUAGAUUCAGGGAGGUAUGAGCUUGUGGUAAAACGAUGUUCCAAAUUAGCAACCCGUGUAUCGUCGAGUGAUGCCCAUGUUACUGCAUUUAUGCUCCACUUGGAUGAGUUUGAGAAUAAAUUUAAAGGAUUAACACAAGAGUCCGGUUCAACAAAAGUAGCAGAGACUGUGCAGACAGACAAGGGUAAGAAAAUAUUAAGCCCACAUGUUGUCCGAGGGAAAGGGAGGCCGCCAACAAAAAGGAAGGUCCCACCUGUGGAGAAGGCUGUGACUAGGCGAAAGAAUAAACAGAUACGCCGGAAAAUAUUUGACGAUACAUCCGAGCAAUGUGAGGUAUCGGAAGCUCCAUAAAGUGGUCAGUACUGUCGCACAACCAACGCCACCUGACAAUGAGUAGGUGCUCCAAGAAGAAGACAAACGGAUUGGGAGAUUGUAAUAUCCAAGAUAGUAGUUUGGUCUUUGUAAUGUUUUAUGUGUUAUUUGAGGGACUAGUAUGUAUUUUGGGAGGAAAAACAGAUUUUAUGUAUAUUGUUUGGGAGACUGAUGGUUCAUGUGUUAUUUGAGAGACUAGUGUGUAUUUUGGGAGGAAAAAUAGAUUUUAUGUAUAUUGUUUGGAAGACUGAUGGUUCAUGUGUUAUUUUAAAGAAUAUUAUGUAUUUUGGCAGGAAAAACAGUUUUUAU
Juglans regia (Persian walnut) is the source of this 2011-nucleotide messenger RNA. RefSeq names its product protein FAR1-RELATED SEQUENCE 1-like. The transcript is spliced from 3 exons. Gene Ontology annotation, molecular function: zinc ion binding. Bases 533 to 1681 code for a protein of 382 amino acids. Lineage: Eukaryota; Viridiplantae; Streptophyta; Magnoliopsida; Fagales; Juglandaceae. Gene Ontology annotation, biological process: regulation of DNA-templated transcription. The record is from RefSeq and is a predicted model, not a curated record.